This is a messenger RNA of Candidula unifasciata, 2112 nucleotides long. The record is from the annotation of a GenBank genome assembly. Lineage: Eukaryota; Metazoa; Mollusca; Gastropoda; Stylommatophora; Geomitridae.
AUGUAUGUAUGUGUUGGGAUUUACAAAUUUAGUUGUAAGAUAAAAUAUAGUGUUUGCAUUGGUGAGAAAGGUCAUCAAGAAUACAAUGAUGUAUUUCACAUUUGUUGCAAUGGAGAACUGCAGAAACGUGUCUGGGACCAGGCUUGUUGUGGCAAGGAGAUAUACUUCCAAAGCACCCAAUUAUGUUGUGGAGAUCAAAUUGUCAGUCGCUAUCUUUCAUAUGGAGAAAGUGGAACAAGCCGACACUGUACUAGCAAUAGUGAAUCCUGUCGAGAGCAAACCUGUUGUGGACAUGAAGUACUGGACAAAUUCAGCACUUUAUGCUGUGAGGGCACGCAGGUUUUACUCAGUCAAAAACAAAUUUUGGAAAGAGAUUUCUUACAGUGCUGUGGAGUAAAUGUAAUGAACAGAACCACACAUUUUUGCUGUGGUGGAUCAGCACUUCACAUCAACUCUCCCUUUUCCUGCUGCGGCGACACAAUUUAUCAGAGAUCUGACAAGAAAUGCUUAGAUGAAUUUGAUCCUCCCAUUCUUGUGAAUACCUUUGAGAGCUAUUGUGAGAACUUGAAGUAUGACACCAGGAAAAAUAGCUGUUGCAGUGGGCUGCUUAACUCCGUGCCAGAAGUAAAUCCCACUAAUUCAGCAGAAGUGAAUCCUCACAGAGAAUGCUGUGACCAUAUUGUCUACAACAGUACCAAGAACAAAUGUUGUAGAGCCAUUGGAACAGUACUUACAACACACAUCAUCCCAAAUGAGCCUACGAUCCAUUGCUGUGGUGAUGGCUGGUAUAAUGACACGCACCAAGACUGCUAUAAGGGAAUCGUUCUGGAGAAAAUGCCGGGAAAGACACGCUGUGCUGAUAACUACAUUGAUGGAGUUCGUGAGAAAUGCUGCGGGGAUAUUCUGAGUUAUGAUACCAGCAGUCAUGACUGUUGUAUAGGUGAUCAUAUUAGCAUUGUACCCAAAAACAUGAUCUGCUGCAAUGGAGAAGGUGUCAAUGAUGAUCAGCUGUGCUGCGAGGAUAUCACACGUUGUAACAAAAGAUUGCCUGAUGAUGAUGGGUGUUGCUACAACUCGCGCACUCACAAUGGGACAACUUAUAAUUCAAAGAAAAAUGAAUUUUGUGUUGAUGAGGAGAUCAUGAUUGUACCACCAGAGGCAAAACCAUGCUCCAGGUCCAAUUAUUAUUAUCCAGCGACUCAGAUUUGUUGCAGUGGCAGAGUGGAGAAUAAGAGUUCAGGUUACGAUGAUUGUUGUGGAAUGAAACCCUACAAAAGCAUAUCUCAACAAUGUUGUGAUAAUGAGAUCAGCAACAUACCUCUGACAGAAGGAAGGUGCUGUCUCAGGGACUUCACAGUGUACAAGUUUGGGGAUCCACAGAACCCGUGCUUGGCUACCUGUGGUAGCAAGACUUAUGAUGCUGUAACUCAAGUGUGUUGUGAGGGCAUGGUUCACACCCGGCAUGAAAAUACAGAAUGUUGUGGGACAUCUGCCAUCAUCACUUCUACUACAGAAUGCUGUGGAGAAAUGUUUCCAUAUUCUAGAUCUGGGACCAUCCGGUGUUGUGGGGACAGGGAGCUCUUUGACAAUAAACAUUCAAAGUGCCAAAAUAAAAAGAUUGUUCCACGUAUGUUUGUUGAGAAAAACCAGCCUGAUGUACAGCGGCUAUGCAACAACAAGGCUUUAUUGCAUUUUGAUGGUGCUAUCAGAUACGCAUGUGAAACUGAUUAUGUUAUUCAUGGUCGGCUGGCUCAAGUUCUGGUACACAAAGACAUAAACCCAGAAAUAAUCUACAUUAGAUUGUCACUGGUAGAUGUUCGAAACGUGAACCGGGGAGCAAAUUUUCCAUCGCUGACAGGUCAACAGAAUCUUAACUUCACCAUAGAAGUUCCAAACACUAAUGGUGUUGAGUGUCGAAAAAGAUACCUGGAUAGAUGUUGCAAUGUUUUCGUUUUCUUCAGGGCAGAAGUAAAAAAUGGACAUGUGACAAUAAGUAAAGAUGCUAAAUUCUUUAUGGCCAAGUACAACAGAAAACGAGAGAAUAUGAUUACAAAACAUUUGCCAUAUAAAUAUUGUGUUGAAAAGUUUGGUGUAGGGAGAAAAAAGCCGUAA